This is a messenger RNA of Paraglomus brasilianum, 1505 nucleotides long. NCBI's taxonomy places the organism in Eukaryota, Fungi, Glomeromycota, Glomeromycetes, Paraglomerales, Paraglomeraceae. The record is from the annotation of a GenBank genome assembly.
UGCAAGUGUACAAAGAAAUUGACGGUCUUCAUUUCUCCGAGUCCGCCUUCCGCAUUAAUAAUGGCUUUACGUACCCAAACGGCACAGGGUUAAUGCAAUUAGUCAGUCCUGGAGAUAACAACUUGUAUAUACGUCUGCUAAAUCUAGAUGGCACAUUGACGCCUCUUAAUGUGUCGUUAGAUUGUAAUUCCUAUUGCUUAAAGCAUGCUUACCCACUUAAUGAUGGAUAUGUGUUUGUAAUUGUAACACAAAGUGAAAAAAAAAGUGUGUAUGGAAUGUUGAUUGAUUGGAGUGGGCAGGUAUUGCAAAGCAAUAUAACGCUUACUGGUAUUGCUGACUACGAUUAUCGUUAUCUGACAUCAAAUGCAAAAGCUAACGUCGACCCAGAUACGGAUUUUAUUGUAGUAACUGGAGACAGGGAUACAGUUUCAUGGAAAAUUUUCAACGCUCCGAAUAGCACGGGUAUAACCGAAUUGCACAAUGGCAUUCUGGGAAAUGAUGACAAAAUUCUGCAAGGUUACGAAAUCUUUCCCACUACAGAAGGCGGUUAUGGCAUAGCCCUUUUAAAAAGUGUAUCAGCAUUUACUCAGGAUCCGCGCAUCUCUCAAACAUUUUCCUCUUCGCCACAAUGGCUUUUAUAUGUUACAUUCUGGCAACCCGAUUCUUCAGAAUUCGACACGCCUCGUAUAGUCUGGCAGAACCCCAACCCACUCGCUAUCUCAUCGAUAAUUGGGUGCGAAGUAGAUCUCGAUGGAUCAGGAUACUUUUGUCUUGUACUUGCGCCUGCAGGCAACGCUUGGGAAUACGUGAGAGUGGCAUUCCUAUCUAGUGGUUCUGUAACCGAUAUUAACGUGGUGGUAGUGAAUGAUGCAAAUAAAACGACAAUGCAUGGAAUACGGCAACUGCCAUAUGGCGGAUUUCUGUCUAUAGAACAGAUUACUGAGGCCACGAUAAAACGUUAUGACUCAACUAAUGAUCAAUCACAGAGAACAGUACAGCAGAUUAUUGGUGAUCUUGAUGAUUUAAUUAAAAACAAGUACUAUAACGCGUUUUCACAUGAGUACCCUACUAGUUACCUAGAUGAAACGUAUGGGUUUGUACGUACCGCCAAUUCUUGGGAAGUUUACAAGUUUAAACUAAUCGGGUUGUUUGCUGGUAUCUUGGUACUAUUAAUAAUAUACUUUUUUGCAAGAUGGAAAUAUCCAGAGGGUCAAAGUUUUCAUAUUGUAAAGAUUGCACUAAUACUCGCAGAUCUGAGUCUUGAUGUAGCAUUUGUACUCUUAAGUGCAAAGAAUGUUCCAAAAAUACAUAUACCAAGACUUUUAACAGUUUCAUAUGAUACUAUUCCAUUUUUGUCAUUGGUUAUGAGCUCUAUCAUCUUGAUUUCUAAUAUUAUCGGACAUGUUUAUGGUGGAUGUAUAAGAUGGAAAGAAAAGGAACGAGGCCACAGCAUACCAAAAGAGGAAAUACUCGCCAUUACUGCUGAUGUACAAGAGGAUGAAUGA